AAAACACCUUUAAUGGCUAGGACAAGCUGUUUGAUCUUGUAUGUUAUUUCCGGCACGAAUCUGAGAAAAAUUGUAUAAAAAUCCACGCAGUGAAAUCAAUGUUAUCAUUCGGUUUUUGGCAUCCACAGCAAAAAAUGUCAGUCCUAGUUUUGGCUCUUGCGUUAUUGGCCUGUUUUGCUGGCUCUCAAGGACAAAAGGCCGGCCAAUCUUGUACUCUUGCCAACUUGACACCAUGGCCAGUCAGAGGAAAUUAUAAGGCCUACUACAUGUGCGUUGAUGGAGUAACUGUGCAGAUGAAAUGUCCCGGUGAUAGCAUCUUCGUUGCAAACAACGCAAAUGUUUUCGGAUGCGUUCCCCUUUCGGAAGCAACAUGCACUUACAACGGAAACAAUAAUUGGGGUGGUUGGGGUGGAUGGGGCGGUUGGGGUGGAUGGGGCGGAUGGGGCGGUAACAAUGGAUAUCUAAAUAACAACGGUGGUGGACUCAGCUACAAUGACUAUGAAAAUUAUGUGAAUUCGUGGUCAAACGGACAAUACGACAACGGAUGGUUCCCCAAUGGAGUUGAUCAGAACGGAUACUAUCAAGAUGGAUACUACUCGGAUGGAAACUUUUACAACGUAAUAACUCGCAGCGCAAAAGGCGAAGGAAAGAAGGCAGAAAAGCAGAAAGCAAAACAAUAAUGUGCACACCACAGAUUUAAAAUAAAUAGAUUUCUCUUAUAAUAAUACCGGAUUUUUAAAAAUUUACCAAAUAAAGUUCUUAUAUUUAAAAAAA
Hermetia illucens (black soldier fly) is the source of this 774-nucleotide messenger RNA. RefSeq lists its product as uncharacterized. The transcript has 2 exons. The record is from RefSeq and is a predicted model, not a curated record. Gene Ontology annotation, molecular function: chitin binding. The coding region runs from base 99 to 680 and encodes 193 amino acids. Gene Ontology annotation, cellular component: extracellular region. Lineage: Eukaryota; Metazoa; Arthropoda; Insecta; Diptera; Stratiomyidae.